AUGGUUGGAUUGACGACCGAACUCAGCGAGCGAGUGUAUGGAUUCCAUCCGAGCCUACGGACGACGGUGACGCUGAGCUCGGACGAAGUCGAGGGGCUGAAGGAGUGUGCGGUUGGGCUGGUCUUCGCUGGGCUUCCGGGGACGGUGAUCGUGGAUCGAUACCAGCUCCGGGAGCUGUACGAGGAGGGCCGACUGAGCGAGCCGAGGGUUGUCCCGAAGAAGGAUGGCCUGUUGGACCUGCUCGUCUGGACGGACCCCGACCUCGAGGGGCCAGCCUCCCGGCCGGAUCCGCCCGGGCUCGGCGGCCUCAUGGUCCCGCUGCCCCUCCCCUUCACCGGCUCGCUCUCCAUCAUCGUCCCUCUCCAUCUGCGCUACCUCCCGCCCAUCCUGGAUCCCAAGACCGAUCGGCGGCCGGUAAGAGAAGUGCUCAUCCAACCUCCCUCGUUGGUCAAGUGGUGCAACCAAUCCACCCCCGUCGCUUCAGAAACAAGUCUUCCCGCAAUCACUUCGGACGAAAUACGACUCCUCAACGAGUUCUUCUCCAGCCCCUUCCAGCCCCUCCAAGGCCUCCCCACCGUGGACGCUGAUGAUCAUCCAUCAUCUCCCAUCCGUCUGUCGGUCCCCGUCGGCGUCCAGCACGACGAGUGGCCCGUUCUGAUCAUCUCCACCGCCGCCGUCUGGCUCGCCUUCGCCUGGAUCUGCUCCUGUCUUUACUACAAGAAACACCUUCCCAGUAAAAACUAA
Puccinia graminis f. sp. tritici CRL 75-36-700-3 is the source of this 744-nucleotide messenger RNA. RefSeq lists its product as uncharacterized. Gene Ontology annotation, biological process: GPI anchor biosynthetic process. Lineage: Eukaryota; Fungi; Basidiomycota; Pucciniomycetes; Pucciniales; Pucciniaceae. Gene Ontology annotation, cellular component: endoplasmic reticulum membrane. The record is from RefSeq and is a predicted model, not a curated record. The transcript has 2 exons. The coding region runs from base 1 to 744 and encodes 247 amino acids.